AAUGUCGACUCGUCUGUUUGACAGUUCCAAUUCAAAAAAAUCAACACAAAAGAAAAGCUUCCAAUUUUGUGAAUUUUUUCAAUUUUCCGGUAAAUAAAUCGAGAAAUAAAACUGAAAAAUGUCUGAAAAACCGAAAUUGGACCUCGGCCUUCUCGAAGAAGACGACGAAUUCGAGGAAUUUCCCGUUGAAGAUUGGACUGGUAAAGAAAAAGAUGACCAGGACAUCAGCGUAUGGGAGGACAACUGGGAAGACGAUAAUGUCGAUGACGAUUUCAAUAAGCAAUUGAGGGCCCAGUUGGAGAAACAGAAGGCAAAACAAGGAUAAAUCAAAAGGCAACACUGUUAUUCUCAUUAAUAUUAAUUAAAAUAAGUUUCUUAUAAUAAAAACAUUAUAUGUAAUCCAUGUCGUAUCUUUCAGUCUCAGUCCGAGCUCCCACUGCACAAGACAACAAAGCUUGUAUACUCC
Ceutorhynchus assimilis (cabbage seed weevil) is the source of this 466-nucleotide messenger RNA. Lineage: Eukaryota; Metazoa; Arthropoda; Insecta; Coleoptera; Curculionidae. The record is from the annotation of a GenBank genome assembly.